Cyprinodon variegatus (sheepshead minnow) is the source of this 2979-nucleotide messenger RNA. RefSeq names its product tenomodulin (gene tnmd). Gene Ontology annotation, biological process: negative regulation of angiogenesis; negative regulation of endothelial cell proliferation. The transcript has 7 exons. NCBI's taxonomy places the organism in Eukaryota, Metazoa, Chordata, Actinopteri, Cyprinodontiformes, Cyprinodontidae. The record is from RefSeq and is a predicted model, not a curated record. The coding region runs from base 126 to 1022 and encodes 298 amino acids.
CCCUCCCUUUUCAGUGCACUACUAAAUUACAGCAGUUGAAUGAAGCUUGGACUCUUUUCCUCGAAUCGGUUUGGUAUUUUCCUCAGCUGAGACGAUCGGAAAGAUUCCUCCUGUGGGCUUGCAUCAUGGAGGUUAGCAGUCAGUCCAGCAGUCAGCAAGUUUUGUGGAAAGAUGUGGAAGCAGAAAAGCAAAAGAAGACCAGAUUUCACAACUACCACUGGAUGGCUCUGGUCUUGGCCGUGGUGUUUCUGGUGCUUGCUGUCUGUGUUUUCAGUCUGAGAUAUCUGUGGGGCCCCAGUCUGGGAAAGGUGUAUGACCAUGGGUUUAAAGCUGUGGUGGACGGUGAAGAGAUGAAGAGUGUGGUGGAGAUCAAACCAGACGACCUCACUGAGAUCCUUAGAAUGGGAAACGGCACUAAGGAGGUUGUGGAGGUGCAUGACUUUAAGAAUGGGAUCACUGGGAUAAGGUUUGCAGAACAUCAGAGGUGCUACAUCAGGACCCAAACUAAGGAACUACCCACGGUGACCGAGAUGAAGGCUGAGGACAGAGAGAUGCUGGUUGAUGAGUCAGAGGCCACGGAUAUGAAGGUGGAGGACCCCCGAGUGUGGGUACCUGCUGAGGAGCCCAUCGUUAACCUGGACUUCCUGCUUGACUCAAAGAUCUGGGAGAUUUGCCAGCAGCUGCCUAUCCACUGGAUCCAUCCCUCCCCGAUGACUGAUGGUGAGGUUCAGGAUGUGGACACACCUGAUGCGGAGGUCCCAGGUCAUCGUUUUACCCGGGACAUCCUGGAUCGCGCUCCUGUGAACGAUUAUAGGGAGGUGGGAAUCGAGCUGGAUAGCCAUUUAGAUGACCGCGGCUACUGCUGCCAGCACUGCCGACGUGGCUAUCGCUACUGCCGCCGCUACUUCGAGCCCCUGGGUGGCUACAACCCAUGGCCAUACUACUACCAAGGAGGCCGGGUCAUCUGUCACGUUGUGAUGCCCUGCAACUGGUGGAUCGCACGCAUGCUGGGGAGGAUCUGAUGUGUUGGAGCAGUUUGGGAUUCUGCUUUAUUUUUGUUGAUGAAUUUCUUUAAAAACAGCAUUUUUUAUUAAUUGAUUAUAUCAUCAGUUGCAUUAUUAGCAUUACAUUUUCUGUGCUUCCAAAAAAAAUAAAUUGUCCUUGCUUUUUUGAAAUUAUUAUAAAUUUACAUUGUCAUAUUCUACUAAUCCAUAGAUGUACACUGCACAAUAUACACUUGAGGAUGUCUCUGAUUCUUGAUAUAUUUUAUAUUAAACUUUUAACUAAAUCCUUACCGUAUAUCUACUACCCUAAAUUAGUAAGCCAUAGUUUGCAGGUACUUUUAGGUUAAAAUGCAACAUGUUUUUGUUGUGUUGUUGUUUUUCCAGCUAUUUUUUCCUCUCUUUUGGUGAACAGGUGGUGUAAAAACACACAGGUAUAUGACUUUGUUCUAGUAGCUGCAUUGGUUUGUAUGGGUGGAAUUAUCAAAAAUGCAGGUUAUUCAUAUAAUGAAGGCAGACUUGGAAUUAGAGUGUGUGCAUUAGUGUGCUUAACCAUUUAUUUAGUUCCUUCUAGUAAAUGAAAGUAAGAAGAACAUGUAAAAAUCUGUUAGUUAUUGUAAACAUUAACAUCUUUUUUGUCAGUUUUACUGACUUUUACCAGAAAUACCAGGAAGGCAUUAUGUUUUAUACAUAUGUUUUAUAAAAUCACUGCAAUUUCUUUUUCUACUACUAUUAAGGCAACCUUUUCUGACAAAUUUACAAGUCUUUAAAAAAAAUUGAGCUGUCUCUUAAAGCUCCAUUCACAAACUAUGAAAGGCCAAACCUCUCCAGCUGAACAUUGAGCUCAACGCUGUUAUACUUCCGAGGCCUUCUGGCAUAAGUCAGAAAAAAAUACAAAGGCUACUGCAUGAGUUGUCAAAAUAAAAGUUUGUUUCUUUCAAAAGUGAUUAACCUCUUUCGGCAAAGAAAACUGAAAGGCUAAUUUCUUAUUUUAAUUCAUUGCUGUUAAUCUCAAAAGAAAUCCUGUAUUAUUUUUAUCUAAUAAAAAGUAUUAAUUUACACAUAUAAUGUUUUUUAUAGGCUUGUACAACUCAAAUGUUUCUCUUUAAAAUAUCCCCUCUUUUCCAGUUUCUACUAAAACAUUUAGAAGCUUGUGAAAAGAACCUAUGACAGCCAUGUUUUAUGAGGUUGCAUAGACCGUGGAGGUAUUCCCAGUAAAGAUUAUUUUGGUUUAUAUCUCUGUCUCUUUUCCUGCUUACAUAACUAGUAGAUAAGAGUUUUUGCAAUACCAACAACAGCCCCCCAAGGACAAAACACAAAGGUGUGAAAGAAUCAACAAGAAGAGAAGCCUGCUCAAAAAUCAAGACAUGCAACAACAGAGAAAGAUAUAUAUCAGGCAAGGAAAAAAGGUUUUGAAGACAUUUUUUGGGAUAAAGAUGAGCUCUGCCUUCACACAGGUCUACAGUGGCAUUUCAGAGCCUCAUAUUUCUUUUAAAAAUAACAAGAGAUAAAUUGAAAGAUGCUGAAAAUUAUCUAUGAAAAGAAAAAUAAACCAGCACAGAAACAGAAGAUUAAGAUGGCCAAGCUUUGAUAGUGAACUCAGUGUUACAAACUGGCUUUUUUAUUUUGUUUUUGGCACCAAACUAAACUUUGCUUGUGCAAUUAAAUUGGUAGGAAUCUAUAGUGUCUUUUGCGGUGUACUUACUGAUCAGUUCUCCUCCUUUGUUUCCACAGCUACUGCUGCGGUCUGUACAAAAAAAAUAAUAAAAUAAAAGCCUUAAAAAAGUGUUUCUGUUUAAACAUUCCCUGCUUUGCUCAGGCUGUUAUGAUCUGUAACAAUGCAUCUCACAGUGCUGAGCUUAAAAAACCCUAAUCUGUUAAUAACAGAUAAGCAUAUGAGAUGUGCAUUUGUAAUUUAUGUUCUUUGAUCAUAAUGACAAGGUGCACAAACACCCAGGAGAAUCAAAAUUACAAGAGA